Messenger RNA from Plasmodium inui San Antonio 1, 1128 nucleotides. RefSeq lists its product as hypothetical. The coding region runs from base 1 to 1128 and encodes 375 amino acids. The record is from RefSeq and is a predicted model, not a curated record. NCBI's taxonomy places the organism in Eukaryota, Apicomplexa, Aconoidasida, Haemosporida, Plasmodiidae. The transcript has a single exon.
AUGGAGGCCUCAAUCUUUGGGGGAUUGAUGAAGCAUCUGAAGGACUUGGCCGAGAGACAACUGAGAUGUAGCAGGGGAGGCGGAAUAGAGAAAGGAAUAUGUAAGCUCAUAAGAGAUACGGACCAGCAGGUGCCUGUCAGGGAGGGGAGAUAUAGGGAGAAAAAAUCUCAGUGGUCCAAUACUCUGGAAGGGCAUUUGAAUACAAGGAGUAGGACGUUGUGUAUAGCAUUAGAGUUAUGGUUAUCUACUUGGAACAGAGGAACUGGACAGGGCCGGGAUGUAUUAACGGGAGACUGCAAGUAUAAAGAUUUUAAGAAGAUCAUGGAGGGGAGGGGGGAGGAAGCCUCUUGCAAGAAGCACAGUACGGCUGUAAAUUGGAGGAGCUAUAUAAACACCCACCAGUUGAAUAUGAAGCAGGAUUAUCAGAAGGAACUUCAGUUAUGUAUGGAGCUAGUAAGGAUAAUAUACGAUCAGAUAAAAUUGACGCAGCAGGGUAACAAUAUCAUAGUAGAGAUGAACAACUGGGGGAAUAUAUGUAAGCGGACCUACGAGAAAUUAGCCGACUGGGGUGGAAGUGAAGUGGCCAAAGAGGUAAUGAGAAAUUGGUUUAAUACAGACAGGUGGCCCUCCAAAGGAGGGGGAACGAUGAAAUUGGCGGGAACCGAUAUAUUUGAAGUGAUAACAGAGGAUUUGAUUGGCGACGAUGCGGGGGUGAAGGACUUAGUGUGUACAUAUAAGGGCGGAAUCAGUGCGAGGAGAGACUUAGGAGUCCAAGAAAUAGCAAGUGAAGGAACGAAAGAUACCACCUGGACAGCAACACAAGCAGCAAUAGAGGGAGGAGUCAGCGACGGGGAAGAAUUGAGAGGAGUUAUUGAAGCGUACCUGCAGAAGACUCCCUUGAUCGACCCAGGGGCUCACCCCGGGGGGGGGGAGAGUACCCCUGAGAAAAACAGCGGCGGAGUAGGAGCGGACUCAUUGGGAGGGCUAAUAGGGGGAGGAGCAGUGGCCGUAAUAUUGGGUGGCUUGAGUAUGUAUGGGUUAGUUCGGAUAUUGAAAUCAAGGACAGGGCCCCGUAACUCCAGGGCUCUGCCGGUCACUGGCAAGAGAAGGGUGAGGUAUACUCCAUAG